AGAAGCCAGACAUCUGCUCUUCACAUGAAUGCACUCACCUCCUAGAGAUCAGGCUGCCAUCAUGCUCUGGAAACUCGUGGAGAAUGUCAAGUACGAAGACAUCUACGAGAUGUUAGUCCACACCUAUUCAUCCAUGGACCGGCACGAUGGUGUCCCAAGCCACAGCUCGAGGCUUUCUCAGCUGGGCUCGGUGUCCCAAGGACCCUACUCGAGCGCUCCGCCGCUGUCCCACACCCCGUCCUCGGACUUCCAGCCACCCUAUUUCCCGCCCCCCUAUCAGCCGCUACCCUACCACCAGAGCCAAGACCCCUACUCCCACGUCAACGACCCCUACUCCCUGAACCCUCUGCAUCAGCCCCAACAACAUCCUUGGGGGCAACGGCAGCGGCAAGAAGUGGGUUCGGAAGCCGGCUCUCUCCUGCCCCAGCCCCGGGCUGCUUUGCCCCAGCUCUCGGGCCUUGACCCCCGGAGGGACUACCAUUCGGUCCGGCGGCCGGACGUGCUGCUACACUCGGCGCACCACGGCCUGGACGCCGGCAUGGGCGACAGCCUUUCAUUGCACGGCCUUGGGCAUCCCGGCAUGGAAGACGUCCAGUCAGUUGAAGAUGCCAAUAAUAGCGGCAUGAAUCUAUUGGACCAGUCUGUCAUUAAAAAAGUUCCUGUCCCUCCCAAAUCUGUGACUUCUCUAAUGAUGAAUAAAGAUGGCUUCUUGGGAGGCAUGUCUGUCAACACCGGCGAAGUAUUUUGCUCAGUCCCAGGCCGUUUAUCUCUGCUCAGUUCAACUUCCAAGUACAAAGUAACUGUGGGAGAAGUUCAGAGACGGCUCUCGCCCCCCGAAUGCCUCAAUGCUUCUCUCCUUGGCGGCGUCCUCAGAAGAGCCAAAUCGAAAAAUGGGGGGAGAUCUUUGCGAGAAAGGCUAGAAAAAAUCGGUUUGAAUUUACCCGCGGGCAGGCGCAAGGCAGCAAAUGUCACGUUACUCACCUCCCUGGUGGAAGGAGAAGCUGUUCACUUAGCUCGGGAUUUUGGAUACAUUUGUGAAACAGAGUUUCCUGCUAAAGCCGUGUCUGAGUAUUUGAAUCGGCAGCACACGGACCCCAGUGACCUGCACUCCAGAAAGAAUAUGCUGCUGGCCACCAAGCAACUUUGUAAAGAAUUUACCGAUCUGCUGGCGCAGGACCGGACACCGAUCGGGAACAGCCGGCCCAGCCCCAUCUUGGAGCCCGGCAUCCAGAGUUGCCUCACGCACUUCAGCCUCAUCACGCACGGCUUCGGUGCCCCGGCCAUUUGCGCUGCGCUCACCGCCCUGCAGAACUAUCUCACCGAGGCGCUCAAAGGCAUGGACAAGAUGUUCUUGAACAACACCACCAGUAACAGGCACACGUCUGGGGAAGGCCCAGGUAGUAAAACUGGCGACAAGGAGGAGAAACACAGGAAAUGAAAAUAAAUAAAUAAAUAAAUAAAUAAAGAAGGAAAAUGUUUUAAAUACAAAAGGAAAACAGAAAAAAAAAUAAUUUUAGCUUUAACAUAUUGGAUUGGCUUUGGAAGAAUUAUAUUAGGUAGAAUACACAUACAAUCAAAAUUUUAAAAAAAGGCUAAAUAACUUAAAAAAAAAAACAAAACUGAGGCAUACCACGGAGCAACAAUAUCGUUUCUCAGUGUCUGUUUCAAGAUUUACUUGGAGACAACCGUCCGGAUUUUCCACUUCGGUUCUUUCGAGCUUAGUAAUACUGAUAAUAAAAGAAAACUAUGAAUUUCCCCUUUUGGAAAAUAAACAUGAGACUAAACAUGAGAAAAAUGCUAACUUAUUGGAAGAAAUUUGGAGAAACGUUGCUGUUGGUGCUUUGAGAGCUGGUUGACUGAGACGCACGAACUUUAUAAUUUUUAAUAUUUUUUUUAAGGAAGCUCGCAGUCCCCGCCCUCCAUCUCCCCUCACCCCUCUCCCGGCUGCCCCGCCUUUGCCCCUUUUUCUCACUGUUCUGGGAAUCUGCCGAGAUGAAAAUGAGUGUGAUUACCUCUUUUACGUUGCUUUUGUUCCUCUGCUAUCUCGGCCUCGCCUAGAGUUCCUAAGUCACUAGGGCCCAACUCCCCGGCGAUGUGUAAUAAUAAUUAGGGAGGCCAAGGGCGGGAGUUGGGGUUGGGGGGGCGGGGGACUUGCGGAGAAGCGGGCGGAGGCUGCAGCUUUUGAUGCGGGCCAAAGAGCUGAGGCUUCGGGCGGCAGAGGAAAACCCAGACCAAUAAGUUGAUUCAUCAUCGGUUCCUUUCAGAAAUGUUCCUAGUUCUCAGACUUGCCAGCACCUGCUCACAGAGAAUCUUGCAUUUGUUAUUCUAUGUGUGUCAUCUAUCAAUUUUAAGAAAUAUAGUAAAAACCAAAACAAAAAAAAUCAAAAAAAAAAAACCCAUGAAUACGUUGAUUAGUAUGUAAUUCCUUCGGAGGGGUAUGUACCAUUUCAUUCUCUUCUGUUUCCCAAAGCUUUACCCGCAUGGUUUAUGAGCUUCUUCAAAGAAGACUUGGGCUUCCUACACAAUCUAUAAGGUACUGAGAAAAAAAAAAAUCCGAUCUUUAAAAAUCAAAGCCUGUAUUUCAGAAUUCAGCAGGUACACUUCUUUAAAGAAGCUCAAAGGGAAUAAUUUAAAAAGUGGCCUGUAUGAUGGGAGCAGCUUUGAAUCUUCUUGCCAAUGUACCUUAAGGUGGGAAUUUGGGCAGGGGUGGGGCUCUGCAAAGUGGAUUUUAAGAGAGAAGAAUGAGGGUUCUUGGAACCUUGUAUUCUAACAGAAUUGUCCUCACUGAAAAUGGAUUCCGUUUCUCUAGGCCUUUUGUGAUUGCUGUUUUAAUGGGAAAAAGAAACAGCUUUACAGAUGUUUUUGGGGAAGGUGAUCUACAAGGUACCAUGGCUCUGUUUUUAUAAAUGAAGCCUUUCACCUUCCCAGACAUACACUUGUUUUAACAUAAAAGUUUUUAAAAAUCCGAAAAGUGAAAAGAUGUGUGUAUUUCAGCUUUGAAUUCUCUGGCUACACUGAGAAUAUUCCCAGUGGAUGAAAUCCCAUGUAUUUAAUAACUCUCACUUCUCCCAGACUUUUUACUUGUACUCCAUCUUAACGUUAGCAUGCAAGAAAAUCUGGAAUCCAUGGUUGUACCUUUGCAAGAGCAGUGAGAUCCUUCAAGGUUUUUGGUGUGUGAAAUAAAUCCUUUUAGUAUAGGUACAGUGUCUCUUUUCAACAACAUAGACAGAGUCUUUGCAAAAUCCAUUGGGAUAAAGAUUCAGAUGUGCUCCAUGAUUGGCAGAUAGGCCCACACAAAUGGCCUGGAUUCACAGAUUUUUUGCAACCCUUCU
Nannospalax galili (Upper Galilee mountains blind mole rat) is the source of this 3332-nucleotide messenger RNA. It is a transcript of the gene Tfap2b, whose product is annotated as transcription factor AP-2 beta. Gene Ontology annotation, molecular function: DNA-binding transcription factor activity, RNA polymerase II-specific; RNA polymerase II transcription regulatory region sequence-specific DNA binding. Gene Ontology annotation, biological process: anatomical structure development; regulation of cell population proliferation; regulation of transcription by RNA polymerase II. The record is from RefSeq and is a predicted model, not a curated record. Gene Ontology annotation, cellular component: nucleus. The transcript is spliced from 8 exons. Bases 29 to 1438 code for a protein of 469 amino acids. Lineage: Eukaryota; Metazoa; Chordata; Mammalia; Rodentia; Spalacidae.